UUUUAAAGUGACGUCACUUUCCGCAGCGACAGCUGAUGUGCCGAGUCUUCCGCUUCUCUCCAAUCUGCUCCUGAAUAUAGAUGCUGACGGACAAACAUUUAUAGAGAGAUCAUUUUAAUUUUAUAAAGACGGACAUUAUGCUUCACAUGGACAGAUUACCGCUGUUAUGGGCUUUCUUCCAGGCUGCGCUCGUCGUGGCGUGGUGUUUCACCGACAUGGAGACGGGGCCUGGCGCAGGUGUAUCCACACAGCCCAACGGAGAUCGGUUCAAAAUCGAGGGCAGAGCCAUAGUCCCGGGGAUCAAGACCCAGGACUGGGUCUCCUCGGCCAGGAUCCUGGUGGAAGGUGAAGAGUACGUCGGGUUUCUGAGAACCGAUGGAAGUUUCGCUGUGAAUGACGUCCCCUCAGGCUCCUACGUUGUGGAAGUUGUCACCCCUACCUUCAGAUUUGAACCUGUGCGUGUUGAUAUCACAUCCAAGGGCAAAAUGAGGGCACGUCUUGUGAACUACAUCAAGACUUCAGAAGUAAUCCGUCAGCCGUAUCCUCUUCAAAUGAGGGCUAACGGCCCUCACACCUACUUCAUGAAGAGAGAAACCUGGGGCUGGACAGACUUCCUCAUGAACCCAAUGGUUAUGAUGAUGGUUCUUCCCCUGCUGAUCAUUGUUCUGCUGCCCAAAGUGGUCAACACCAAUGACCCAGAGAUGAGAAAGGAAAUGGAGCAGUCCAUGAACAUGCUGAACCCCAAUCCCGAACUUCCAGACGUCUCCGAGCUCAUGACCAAGCUUUUCUCCGGAUCCAAGGGCUCCAGCAAGGCGGGCAGCAGCAGCAAGGGUACCAGGCCAGCUGCCAAGAGGAGGUAGUACCCCACAAGUCCCCAGCCUGCCUACAGACGCUGGAGUUAUGCCAUGGAAGCAAGAUUUUUAAGUGUCAUUUUUUCCCCCCUCUGGGUCUAUUGUACAGUUUUCUUUAUUAGUAGAUGUUUAAGCACAUCAUGAUUUCUAAUAUGCUAUUGGAAACUGAGAAAAAAUAAGAUUUUUUUUCAUACUGCACUGAGAGAAAUUUCUUAAAAACCCUGAAAAAGCUGUUUUUUUCCCUUCAUUUGCUCUAUACUUUGGACAUGUGGCUCUACUAUUCAUCCAUCUUUUCUGUGCUAACCCUCCGGUGUGCAUUUUUCCACUGCUGCUAAUUCCACUGCCUGACAGAGAACAUAUAUACAGAGAUUUCCUUUUUUUUUCUUCUUUUUUUUCAGUAAUAUGACUGUGAAUGAAGAUUAAUUGAAUUUUAAGACUGAUAAAUUCUUAUUUAAAAACCUAGAUAAAUAAAUUGCGAUGGUAUAUAAAGAA
Molecule: messenger RNA, 1343 nt
Organism: Centropristis striata (black sea bass)
Lineage: Eukaryota; Metazoa; Chordata; Actinopteri; Perciformes; Serranidae
Gene: emc7b
Product: ER membrane protein complex subunit 7b
Exons: 5
Coding region: 138-860 (240 amino acids)
Cellular component (GO): EMC complex
Molecular function (GO): carbohydrate binding
Source: RefSeq, a predicted model, not a curated record